AGCUCUCUCUCUCUCUCUCAUUCCCUUUUAUGCAGGAGCUCCGUGCACACCAACCAUGCCUGCUCUGCUUAUUCAUUCUGAGAGGUGCUUUUGUUUGCAGAGGAGCAAUUCGGGAUCAACACAGAGAAGGGGAAGCAGUGACGCUUAAGCAGAUGCUCCCCCUUGAUUAAGGAGGGUGUGGACUCCAGAUUGGCUUCAGCCACCUGCUUCCUGAUUGUACCCUGCUUUGUGAACUGCAGGGAGAAAAAGAGAGCAAGCAAGCGAGCGAGCGCACAAAUCGUUCCCUCUCCUGGACCACUCUAGAUGCUCACAUUGAUUCCGGCGUGGCCAGAGAUUCCUGCACAUUUUGAAUGAGACAGCUGAGCUUCUGUGCGCAGGACUCCAGCAGUUGAACCAAACCGGAGACAAGCGCAGGGAGAGCAUCAACAGUCGGCGGUACAUUUGCUGCCUCACUGGCAUGGAUUAAUCUGUCUUAAGGUCAGGAGAGCCGUGUGCUUAAGGGACUGAGUUGGCACGGAGGGAAGGGGGGCAGGCAGCCCAGAGUGUGGAUUUGGCCAGCCGAGUGAAUCAGCAAUUUGAGGCAGAAGCUCCCCUCCGCUCUGUAAUCCUGAUAGGUUUUGAGAGAGACGAGAACAGCUGCUGCCUAACAUGUGCAGAUCUUCUGGUCUGUGUGCCAAACUGAAGAAGACUCUUCCUCCUCGCCACUGAGAUUGACUCUAAUUCUGUCACUGCUGGCUGGACAUUGAUGGCCAUGGGCUCCACGGGUACCGAGACGACUCCGGGAAUGGAGAGCGCUCCUUUAAAGUAUCCGAUAGGAGGCCACACGGAGAAGAUGUGGCAACGGCUCAAAGGAAUAUUAAGAUGUUUGGUGAAGCAGCUGGAGAAAGGUGACGUUAAUGUGGUUGAUUUGAAGAAGAAUAUUGAAUAUGCUGCAUCUGUCCUGGAGGCUGUAUACAUUGAUGAAACAAGGAGACUCUUGGAUACAGAGGAUGAGCUGUCGGAUAUCCAGUCAGAUGCAGUCCCCCUGGAAGUACGGGAUUGGUUGGCGUCCACCUUCACGAGGAAAAUGGGGAUGACCAAAAGGAGGCCAGAGGAAAAACCAAAGUUUCGAAGCAUCGUGCAUGCUGUACAAGCAGGGAUUUUUGUAGAAAGAAUGUAUCGAAAGACCUCUAGCAUGGUUGGCAUGGCCUUUCCAGCUGAAGUGGUGACAGCUUUUAAGGAUGUUGAUAAAUGGUCGUUUGACGUGUUUGCCCUAAAUGAUGCAAGUGGGGGACACAGCCUGAAAUUUAUGAUGUAUGAAUUAUUUACCAGAUAUGAUCUAUUGAACCGUUUCAAGAUCCCUGUUCCUAGCCUUGUUUCAUUUGGAGAAGCUUUGGAAACUGGCUACAGCAAACACCGAAACCCUUACCACAACUUAAUCCACGCAGCUGAUGUCACCCACACUGUGCAUUGCAUCAUGCUUCUUACUGGGAUCAUGCACUGGCUCACCGAACUGGAAAUAUUAGCAAUGAUCUUUGCAGCUACAAUCCAUGACUACGAGCACACCGGGACUACGAACAACUUUCACAUCCAGACCAGGUCAGAUGUUGCCAUUUUGUACAACGACCGCUCUGUUCUUGAAAACCAUCAUGUAAGUGCUGCUUAUAAGAUUAUGCAAGAAGAAGAAAUGAACAUUCUGGUGAACCUAACGAAAGAUGAGUGGAGGGAGCUGCGCACCCUCGUCAUCGAGAUGGUCUUAUCAACUGACAUGUCAGGCCAUUUCCAGCAGAUCAAAACAAUGAGGCACAGUCUGCAGCAGACCGAGGGGAUAGACAAAGCCAAAGCCAUGUCCCUGAUCCUACAUGCGGCCGACAUCAGCCACCCUUCAAAAACCUGGAAGCUGCAUUACCGGUGGACGAUGGCACUGAUGGAAGAAUUUUUUCGACAGGGAGACAAAGAGGCAGAACUGGGGCUACCGUUUUCUCCUCUCUGUGACCGCAAAUCCACCAUGGUGGCACAGUCCCAAAUAGGUUUCAUAGAUUUCAUAGUAAAGCCAACAUUUGCUGUUCUUACUGACUCCAUGGAGAAAAUAGUUUUUCCUCUUAUAGAGGAAGCGUCAAAAUCUGAAAGUCCUUCCUUCACGACAGCACUAAGUGACGCCGCUGGAGGAUCCAGUGUGGAGGUACACAGAAGGAUACAUAUUAAAAAUGCCGGAUGUGUCGGCGGGUCUUGCUCAGAAAUCUCUUUGACCACUGUGGACUUAAGAAGCUUUAAAGACUUGCUGUUUCAGAUCAUACAAGAGAACAAAGACAGGUGGAAAGAGUUAGCAGAAAAAGAAGAACAAGUGCCAAAAGCUGGUGGGGAGAGAAAGGAACAGAAAGGCCAAAGCCGACAUGCCACAGACCCUUUGCUAGAGGAGGUGGCAACAAAGACACCAAAUGAGAAGAGCAAGGAAAGUGGUGGUGAAAGGCCAUCUGUGGACUUGUCCCAUACCUCUGUCGUCCUUCAAGUGCACUCUCUCAAUUCCCUGCCCAAACCAUCUGACUCUGAGAUCUCACCAAAGGAUUCUUUAAAUGGAAAAGAGACUGCAGAUGUACAGCAAGACACAAAACUUCGUGCUCCACUAAAUGGUGAGCCUAACCUCAAUAAGACCCCGGAAGUGACCCCUGCAGAACAGAAGCAGACGCUGCUCCGCAACUAGAUGAGCUGCAUCCUCAAAUGUUUCUGCUGUUUUGAGAAGGAUAGGAUGAACAGUGCAGCACUAAGACAUCUCCAUUCCCCACGAGGCUGUUACCUUCCGUGCCAAAUCAUCCUUGGACCAUCCUAUCUAUAGACGCAAAACUGAUGGAUACUGAAACAUUAAACACUACAAAGCCCUGAGCUGGUAACUCAAGGCACUUAAUAGCA
Lacerta agilis (Sand lizard) is the source of this 2886-nucleotide messenger RNA. It is a transcript of the gene PDE1A, whose product is annotated as phosphodiesterase 1A. The coding region runs from base 746 to 2680 and encodes 644 amino acids. The record is from RefSeq and is a predicted model, not a curated record. Gene Ontology annotation, biological process: signal transduction. Lineage: Eukaryota; Metazoa; Chordata; Lepidosauria; Squamata; Lacertidae. Gene Ontology annotation, molecular function: 3',5'-cyclic-nucleotide phosphodiesterase activity. The transcript is spliced from 16 exons.